Messenger RNA from Sipha flava (yellow sugarcane aphid), 861 nucleotides. RefSeq names its product pro-interleukin-16-like. The coding region runs from base 54 to 761 and encodes 235 amino acids. Gene Ontology annotation, molecular function: protein binding. The record is from RefSeq and is a predicted model, not a curated record. NCBI's taxonomy places the organism in Eukaryota, Metazoa, Arthropoda, Insecta, Hemiptera, Aphididae. The transcript is spliced from 4 exons.
CACUGCCGCCCCUGUGUUCCCCGCCCCCGCCGCCGGUACCUCCGCCGUCCGCAAUGCACAGGCCGCCGCCGCCGCCGUACCCGGACGCGUACUGCACCAGACGGGCGCCUCCACCGGACCCGUUGACCACCGGACUGCCGCCACCGGUGCCGCCGCACCAGACGGCCGCCGCCGACCUGCCGGCCAUACCCGAAUCGUCGCAAUGGGACGACCCGCACCGCCGCCGACAACGUCGCCACCAGACGCCGCUGCAGAGGAACGGCUCGUCCAGGAUCAGCGGCAGGAGCGCGUUGGCCGGCAGGACCGUUUCGACGGCCAACACGGGCACCAUCGCGGGUACCACGGCUACAGGCCAUUCUCGCCGCGAAAACCAGGAUGCGAAAAACGACGGCAACUGUUUCUACACGUUGCCCCGGGGUGGCGGCAAGGACCUGUGUUUCAGAAUAAUGACGGUCAAGUUCCAGAAAGGCCCGGGCCACAAGUGCUUGGGCUUCAGCAUCGUGGGCGGCACGGACACGCCGAAAGGCACGAUGGGCAUCUACGUGAAGACUAUAUUUCCGAACGGGCAAGCAGCCGACGUGGAGUCGCUAAAAGAAGGUGACGAAAUAUUGGCGGUUAACAACAAGCCGUUGCACGGUUUGAGCCAUCGAGAAGCCAUUGCGGUAUUUAAAGAAAUCAAAUUGGGAGAAAUAGCGUUGCACAUCGGCAGGAGAGUACAGAAAAAGACGCGCGAAUCGUGCAAGUCCAUACGAAGUCCUUGAAAAGAAGAAUAUUCAUCGAGAUUCUCAUUUCAACGGACGCUGUUAUUAUAAUUAUAAUUAUUAUUAUUAUUAUUAUUAUUACGUUUGGUACCGAUUUUAU